Messenger RNA from Neoarius graeffei (lesser salmon catfish), 3624 nucleotides. RefSeq names its product synaptosome associated protein 91a (gene snap91a). The transcript has 27 exons. NCBI's taxonomy places the organism in Eukaryota, Metazoa, Chordata, Actinopteri, Siluriformes, Ariidae. Gene Ontology annotation, biological process: clathrin coat assembly; synaptic vesicle budding from presynaptic endocytic zone membrane; clathrin-dependent endocytosis. The record is from RefSeq and is a predicted model, not a curated record. The coding region runs from base 548 to 3067 and encodes 839 amino acids. Gene Ontology annotation, molecular function: SNARE binding; clathrin heavy chain binding; 1-phosphatidylinositol binding. Gene Ontology annotation, cellular component: clathrin-coated pit; extrinsic component of presynaptic endocytic zone membrane; synaptic vesicle.
GCUGGACUGAACUGAACCGGCAGCGCGCUGAUGACGUAAUACCGAGUCGCGCGAGGGGCGGAGUGAGACCCGGGAAUUAAAAAGAGGGAAACAAGAAAAAAAAAAAAAAAUCCACCGAUUCGUGUCGGGGCUCAGGGUGUGAAUCAGCGGCGGAGCAGAGCUGGAGAGACAUGAGGAGGCGCGGAGCCGCUUAUUAUUAUUAUUAUUAUAAUCAUCAUAAUUAUUAUUAUUCCUGCUGUUAUUAACGGGAUUCGGUUGAGCGCGAGGAGGAGGAAGGACAGAGCAUCAUCACCUGCGAGCAAACCGUCGAUGUGAUAUUACACACACACACACACACACACACACACACACACAGAUCUCAGUAUAACUCGGUAUCACAGUCGGUUCCGUUGGUUCCGUUGGUCCCGGCAGUGCGGAUGGGAAACAGCGCCACGCGGCCUCGAUAAGCUCACGAGCGCAGCGGAAACAGAACGGAAAUAACCAGGCACAAUAACGGACAUCAUCAUCAUAAUCUCAGUAAUAAGGGAGAUCAGGCUGAUCAGGGAACAUGUCGGGUCAGACGUUAACGGACCGGAUCGCCGCGGCGCAGUACAGUCUGACCGGCUCCGAGGUGGCGCGCGCUGUGUGUAAGGCCACCACGCAUGAAGUAAUGGCACCCAAGAAGAAACACCUGGAGUAUCUAAUCCAAGCCACACAAGAGUCAAACGUGAACAUCCCUCAGAUGGCUGACACACUGUUUGAGCGAGCGGGGAACGCCAGCUGGAUCGUCGUGUUUAAGGCUCUUGUCACUACACAUCACCUCAUGGUCCACGGAAAUGAGAGAUUUAUCCAGUUUCUUGCCUCCAGAAACACGCUGUUUAACCUCAGCAACUUCCUGGAUAAGACUGGAUCACAUGGUUACGACAUGUCCACCUUUAUCCGGCGCUACAGCAGGUAUCUGAAUGAAAAAGCUUUUUCUUACAGACAGAUGGCUUUUGACUUCGGCCGAGUGAAAAAAGGAAAUGAUGGUGUGAUGAGGACGAUGACUACAGAUAAACUCCUGAAAGGCAUGUCCACGCUGCAGAAUCAGAUCGAUGCCCUGCUCGAGUUUGAUGUCCAUCCUAAAGAUCUGGUGAAUGGUGUCAUCAAUGCUGCCUUUUUACUCCUCUUUAAGGAUCUGAUUAAAUUAUACGCCUGUUACAACGAUGGAAUUAUUAAUUUACUCGAGAAAUUUUUCCAGAUGAAGAAAGGUCAGUGCAAAGACGCUUUGGAAAUCUACAAAAAGUUUCUGACUCGAAUGACCAGAGUUUCAGAGUUCCUCAAAAUUGCAGAGCAAGUCGGAAUUGAUAAGAGCGAUAUUCCUGAACUUACCCAGGCCCCUGAGAGUCUGCUGGAGUCUCUGGAGACACACCUGAACACCCUGGAGGGGAAGCGCGGCUCACCAACUAAGAAGAGUUCCUCAGUCAGUAAUGGAACUCCUGCAGGAACUCCAGUGAAGACGGUGGAUGAAGUUCCUGCACCAGCAGCAGCAGAAGCUCAGAACACGACUGCGCCUGCGCCUGCGCCUGCAGCCAGUGGAUUCGGUGAUUUGGUGGAUUUUGAUUUAUUAGCUCCGAGUGCAGGCACUUCAGCAGCUCCGGCGUCUGCAUGGGGAGAUCUGCUGGGUGAGGAUGCAUUUGCCCCUUCCCCAGGUGAUGGAACAGCUGAGGGUGGAGCUCCAGCAGUGGCUGCCGAUGCUUUUCCUGGAUCUGACCCCUGGGCUCCCACUGAGGGGAGUGUGGAAGUCGCGCCAGAGCUUGACCUUUUUGCCAUGAAGCCAGCAGAGGGCAGCACUGAGAGCUCUGCUAAUGAAGAGCUGAGCACCACGCCCACUGUUGCCCCUGAAAAUGCCCCUGAAACCACCCCUCCUGCCCCCUCUGCCCCCACCACAGAGUCCACGGCCCCCUCGGCCCCCCCGGACCCUGCAGCGCUAGACAUCUUUGGCGAUAUGUUUGACUCUGUGCCUGAACAAAACACGUCCUCAGAGCCCAAAGCUGCCGUAACUCCCACUAACGUAGAUCUGUUCAGUGCAGAUCUUCCUGCUGUUUCUCGAGGGCCUUCACCUUUACCUGAUGCUUCAGUCACUGCUGAUCUGUUAUCUGACUCGUUCAUCACUCCGACUCCAGCUCCAUCUCUCACCGCUGCUCCUGUGUCUCCACCCAAAACUGAGGCUCCUGUGUUGGACCUGCUGGACACAUUUGGAGAACCUGCAGUGGAACCACACACUUCUACAUCUACAGGAGAUCUGCUUGGAGGUUUGAUUUCUCCCGUGGCCUCCACUGCUGCUCCUGUUCCCGCGGUAGCCGCAGCAUCUGUUGCCCCGGGUGACCUGCUAGAUUCAGGAUUUGAUGCUUUUGCUCCGCCUCCUGCCACCUCUGUGACCUCUGACCCUGUGCCAGCGUCUACAGCACCCUCUGGAGGAUUUGGUCCAUCAGUGUUUGAUGGAUUAGGGGACAUCCUCAUCCCCUCCAUAACCCCUCAGAGUACAGGUGGUAGUAGUACUCCUAUAGUUCCUGCAGCAUCUCCUAUGGUUGCUGCAGCAACAGUUCCUGUGGUAGCCCCUGCAGCCACACCCACUGCCACACCCACUAUGAUGCCCACCUCACCUGCCAUGAUGCCCACCACCGGUCCACCUGCUAAAGCCAUCAGUAUGGAUCUGGAUGAAUCGCUUGCCAACCUGGUUGGAAACCUGGGCAUGGGAAGUCAGAAAAAGGAUGGUGAGAAGAAGCUGACUGGUGGAGUGAACUGGACCCCUCAGGUUGCCCCCACCAGAUGGAGCGCUCCACCCAUGGCUGGAGCAACAGCUGGAGCGCCCCCUACUGGAGCCAUGCAACCACCCAUGGGGGGACAGCCUGCAUUCAGCCUGCCCCCUGCAGGUGGUGCUGGAGCUCCCAUGAUGCCUCAGCAGAUGAUGAUGGGACAGUCGAUGAUGAGGCCGGCCUUCCCGGGAGCAGCUGCACCACUGUCUCCAGGUCCUGCAGUUCAGAGCCCCAAGAAGCCGCAGACUAAAGACCCACUGGCCGACCUCAACAUUAAAGACUUCUUAUAAUCUGUGAGUGAUUUUGGACUUGGCUCUGGUGAAAGCUGAUUCGCUGAUCGUUUACACCCACAUUCACCUGAAGAUCCUGCAGUUAGCCACACCCCUUCUUUCAUAACCACACCCCUCCCCCUCCUUCCUGCGCUGUGUAAUGUUGUAGCACAAACUGUGAAGUAAAUUGUAGAGAAAGAAAGUGAAAAAAUAUAAUGAGAGAGAGAAGUGUGCUUUAUCUUGACGUGAUUUUUUUUGUUUUAAUGGAAACUAAACAAAAGGAGAAAAAAGAAAAAAAUGAAAAUGUUCAAAUGUGUAGUUGUUGCCAAGUGUUAGCUUCAGAGCCUGAAUGAUGAUGAGCGAGCGUGUGUGUGAGAGAGAGUUUCCUGUUUUUCUGUGUGUGUGUGUGUGUGUGUGUGUGUGUGUGUGUUUCCUGUGUGUGUGUGUGUGUGUGUGUGUGUGUGAGUGUGUGUGAGUGUGUGUGUACCUGCAGAAGGUUUUGCUCUCCUCCUCCUCCUCCUCCUCUGUAUCUGUGGAUGAUGUGAAUCUGGUUAUUAAAUGAUGCCGUGACCCUGCUG